AUUUUAUUACAUUUAUUUAAGACCCCUUGUCGCUAUUUUAUGUACUCAAUGUCAAUCUUUCAAGUCUGAAGUUACAAGCAACCACCGGUAGGAGGAGAGGUUGAGCUGACGUCAUCUUCUCGCGGUAACUGCAAGACAUCGCGUUGUUUGCCCGACAUUUCGUGCAGCCGCAGCAGCUCUAGUUUGCUAAGAGGAGAGCAGCCGAGACGCCCGUGCAUGAAUCAAACCUGAGUGUGUUAGUUGACAGAUUCCUCGGUUGUAGGCCUGUUGAUUAGCAGUCAGUAUGGCGGUAGUCAUCAGACUGCAAGGUCUGCCCAUUGUGGCCGGCACCAUGGACAUCAGGCACUUCUUCUCUGGCCUCACCAUCCCUGAUGGGGGAGUGCACAUCGUAGGUGGUGAACAUGGCGAGGCCUUCAUUGUCUUUGCGACUGAUGAGGAUGCUCGGCUGGGGAUGAUGCGGACAGGUGGGUCCAUUAAGGGCUCCAAAGUGUCAUUGUUGCUCAGCAGCAAGACGGAAAUGCAGAACAUGAUUGAGUUGAGCCGCCGCAGGUUUGAGGCCGGAGCGGGUCCCGCCGAGACUGCUCCACCGACAGCCGGAAACGCAAACCGCCAAGCUGCCGCCGCGCCCAUACCCGCGGUGCAGUCGGUAGCAGGUGGCAGAGGCGGUAGUCAUGGAAACCAGGGUUUCAGUAAUACGUCUGCCGUUACUGCAGCGAGCUCUUCUCAGGAGACCCAGAGUAACAAGGCUGUGGCCAGCCUGGCGAGCAUGGUGCCCAGCUUCCCCAACAGCUACAGCUCCGCCCCCGCCAUCACCACCGCACUGGCAUCUCUCAACGCCGGGCCCCCACCCAUGGCGCCGAUUCCCAGCAUGACCUCCAUGCCACCAAUGCCCACGUUGCCCACAAUUCCUGUUCCUCCUCCAGUAUCAUCGCUACCCCCUGUCCCUACCGUCGCCCAACUUCCCCAAGGCCCUCCUGUACCCCCGAUGUCCCAUCUUCACCACAUGUCCUCCCUGCCACCUUUCAACCCCUCCUUACCUCCGCCUGCAGGACUUGGCCCAGGCCUCCCCAUCGGUACCCCAAACCCUAUGUUGUUCAACCCCCUCUCCCCGCUUGCAUCUCUUGGCCUCCAGGCUCAUAUGAAAGCUGCCGCAGUCACAGCUGCUGGAGCAGGUGUCUCCAGUCCCGAUGAGAUGUUUGUCCUCUUGCAGAAUCUCCCAUUUUCCUGUUCAGAGAUGGAGGUCAGGGAGUUUUUCCGGGGUCUGGGCGUGGAUGGAGUGCGUUUGUUGCGAGACGCACAAAGUCGUCCAACCGGUCGAGCUAUGGUCAAGUUCUUCUCCCCGCAAGACAGCUUUGAGGCUGUGAAGCGGGGCGGCGGUAUGAUGGGGCAAAGGUUCAUUGAGAUCACACCAGGGUCCGAGAGACAGUGGGCCAGCCUUAAUAACAGCACUACGAUUCAGACUUCUCAAAAUAGCGGAAAACCAAACAUUGAAUCGCAGGACCAGCAUCACCGUCGUGGUAAUAUUGGCCUCGCUGGCAGGGAUCAACGAGGAAGAUCGAGAUCCCCGCAUCGCCAGGAGUUCUGUGUAUACCUGAAAGGCCUUCCUUAUGAGGCUGACAAAAAACAGAUUAAGGAAUUCUUCAAGAACCUGGCCAUUGUAGAGGACACCAUGUACAUUGCCUAUGGACCCAACGGACGAGCCACCGGAGAAGGUUUCCUGGAGUUCAAAACAGAACAGGAUUAUAAAACCGCACUGGGUGCUCACAUGCAGUACAUGGGCUCCCGUUUCAUUCAAGUACAUCCCAUCAGCUACAAGGGAAUGCUUGAAAAGAUAGACGCCAUUCGUAAACGGGAAGCGGCGCAGAGCGAUGGAAAGAAUCAGGAUACCCUAAGAACACCGAGGAACUGUGCACACAUCACGAACAUCCCGUACAAUAUCUCAAAGAAGGAUGUCCGCGCCUUCUUGGAGGGCAUUGGACUUUACGAAGACUCGCUAAAGGUUCUGACAGACAGUCACGGGAACGGUUUAGGGCAGGCUAUAUUCCAGCUUCAAACCGAAGAGGACGCUCGCAAAGCUGAAAGACUGCAUCGCCAGAAGCUCAAUGGCCGCGAUGCUUUUGUUCACUUGGUGACCUUUGAACAGAUGAAGGAAAUUGAGAGAAACCCUCCUCCGCAAAACAAGAGAGGCCAGAGGAACCAACAUCAGAACCAACAGAACCAGAAUCAGAGCCAGCAUCUGCAGGCUCAGCCAGUUCCGCAGCAGCCCCAGAUCAACCCGUUUGCUGCGAUUAGCGGAGAAGAAUUUAACUUUCUAAGAAACACCAUGGGAACCCUCAAUAGCGCCCCAUUUAUGACUCCAUUCCCUGCUCCGGGGAAUGGGCUCGCGGGGCCCCCUCCGCUCCCUCCAUUGGCAGCAGGACUCGGAGAAGUGAACUUGGCUGUUGCACCCCCUCUCGUCACCGGUCUUCCCGCAGCUCCAAUUCUGGAGCCACCCGGCUUUCGGCCAGGAGCUGUAGGGGGGGCGCCGUUCAGCCAGGAUGGGCUGAGAGGCUUGGUGCCCUUUGAUAAUACCAACAGAAAAGGAGUGGGAGGAGGACAGAACAGAGGGGGAGGGGCGAACAACAACACCACCAACACCACCCAAGGGCGUCAAGGAGCAGUAACCGCUGGUGGACAGCAAGCGUUCAACCCAGGCGCCGAGGUUCUCCAACCUGCCCCUGGAGGAGCCACCAACCCUAACGGUCAACGCGGUGCUGCCAGCCCGACAAUAGUAAAGCUCCAGAACAUGCCGUUCACCGUCACUGUAGACGAGAUCAUGGACUUUUUCUACGGUUACGAGGUCCUCCCCGGUUCGGUGUGUUUGCAGUUCAGCGAGAAAGGCCUGCCGACCGGCGAGGCCAUGGUUGCCUUCCAGAAUCACGAAGAGGCUGCGGCCGCUGUCAUGGACCUCAAUGACCGACCUAUCGGAGCUCGGAAAGUCAAAAUGAGUCUGGGUUAAAAUCCCGGUCGUAAGAAACUAACUGUAGAUACGUGUUAUCUCUGUGUCAACAACCCCUACACACAAAUAAUUUAUACCACGGCUUUGCCAUGCUGGUUAUCCUUUCUCGAUGUUGCUGAGGGGCGUGUGAUGAAAGCUCUUCCCAUCCCUGCGUGGGGAAGAAUCUGAUUUUUCCUGAUGAUGUUGCUAACGACGACAUUAGCAAAAUGUGUAGGCCCAAUACUGUGAUAACUUCAUAUUCAGAGCUGGGGAAAUGCUAUCAGCCUAACCUGUAUUGUUGCUAUGGCGUAAUAUUCAAAGCUGGAGAAAUACUGUCAGUCUAACCUGUACCGUCGCUAUGGUAACACUAACAUGUUUCUGUGUAAAUAUCCCUGUGUCCUCCGCUGUGGUUUCCCAUUGACACGCUCAUGUUGCUGUUGUGUGACGCUCAAAUGAAAGCUCUAAUGUUCUCAUUUGGAUGCUGCCGUUGCGUUGCCGUCACGCUCUGUUCCCGUAUGCUCGAGUGAUUAACUUUUAUGUUGAAACGUAAGCUUUUUGGCUUCUGUGAAAUGUUUGCUCUGUUUCUAUGCUUGUCUUUCAUGCCUCUGUUGCGAUGAUAACCAACUGUAUAUUGUCAAAUGUACCGCGCAACUGCUUUGGUGUAACGUUGACAUACAUGAAGUUGUGUUGAAGAUGCUCACCUUUUUACAGUGACAGUUGUGUCAUCGUGACAACCUUCCGACAACAGGCUCUGAUGCUAUGUAGUAUGAUUGACAGUUUGGGGUCUCCUGUUUUAUUACGUCAGCGAAGACGUUGAGUCACUGAAUUAUUUCUUUUUUUUUAUGUUGCUGUGGUUGGACCCGACUGAAACAUUUGUGCACACUUAAUGUACACAUAAAGUAAAUUACACAUGAAGUUUAGGUCUGCAGUAUGUUUUGGUAGCUUUUUUUUGUAUGUUUUUGAUUAAUAUUGCAGAUGUGUUCUCUUUUUAAAUAUCACUUUUGUUUAUGCUGUCAGUGUGAACACGUCUGUAUGAUGCUAUACAACAUACAUGCUGUGGUGUCCCCUUCCUUUUGGCUAAUAAAAAGGAUGUUCCUGAUGUACACCUGCUUGCCAUCGACUCUCUUGCAGCCUCCUCAUUGUCUUAGGAUGAACUCACCCCCGUUAUUGGCUUUCUUUUAUCUACUGGAGUCAAGCUGAUUGCUGUGUCUUCUGAUGUCGUAUAUUGAGCCUCCUGUAUGCACGGUGAAGUAAGAAGCAUUUGCAUGAAUCUUGUAAGAAUUUUCAUUCCUUCCUGUGGAGCUGUCCCCCCCUUCCGCCCCGUCAUGUAGGUGUAUGCUGACACUGAGAAGAAAAAUUAGAAAACUAAAUUAUGGAGAGGAUUGUUAUAAUUGUAAUAAUUGCCCAAAUUCAGACCUUUUUGUUAUUAUUCAUUCAUUUUCUACUGCUUUUUCCCUCACAAGGGUCGCAGGGGGUGCUUUAGCCUAUCCCAGCUGUUUUUGGGCGAGAGGCGGGGUACACCCUGGACUGGUGGCCAGCCAAUCACAGGGCACAUAUAGACAAACAACCAUUCACACUCACAUUCAUACCUGUCAAUUCAGUGAAUCCAUUAACCUAGCAUGUUUUUGGAAUGUGGGAGGAAACCGGAGAACGUGCAAACUCCACACAGAGAUGGCCGAGGGUGGAAUUGAACCCUGGUCUCCUAGCUGUGAGGUCUGCGCGCUAGCCACUCGUCCGCCGUGCCGCCCUUUUUUGUUAUUAAAAUAACACAAUUGUUCUUGUAAAACCCGUGGUAUACAAAUAUUUCAACUUUAUCCUUGUAAGUCUAUGAAAAUUCUCUACUUUUCUCUUUGUUGUGGCUUUCCUAGUCUGUUGCAUACAUGUACCUUUUUCUAAUCUUCAUCAGGCUGGAUAAGUUCAUUUAACACUUGGACACCACAAUGCGUGCGGCUAUAGGAUUGGUUCAUGAAUGUUAGGAUUCUUAUAGUCACUUUAAUGGGUUGCUGCUGGUGUGCAGCCUUGAAGUUAUUUUGGAUGGACCUUUGUCUCUCAGUUGAACAGUGAUGGGAGGUGAGAAUAUACUAUCAUAAAAUACCAGUUGUCAUAACAUAAAAUCUAUAUACUAAGUCAUACGUAUCAAGGUUAAAAAAAACGCAAUGACCACACGUUCUAGAAGUUCGAGUUAAUGUAAAUGCGAUGUCGGUUUUAGCUGCAACGAGGUAAACGUGUUAUUGCAGUGCAAUAAAACAUUCACUAUAUGAUGGGAGAUACCUUUUCACUUCUGAUCUGAUAUCAAUAUUGCAACCUUGAAUAUCAGCUGGUAUAUCAAUCCGAUAUCAGCAAGGAAAGUAAUGCAUUUUAAUUAAUUGCUGUUAAAGUUUCACUUCAAACCCCCAAGAUAUACAAUAAUCAAAAUUAAAAUAACAUAUCGAUAAUAAAAGCUUUUUUUGUUAUAACCAAAAGGAGCCAAAACAAGGAGGCUGAAGAGCCGUAUCCCCCUAUGGAGCUGCAGGUUGCUUGCCAUUGAUCUAGUCUAGGGUAUACUAGUUUUAUCCAUAAUGUAGUGGCGAGUAGGCAUAGCAACGUUCCAGGUGCUCAGUUAAAUAUUGACAGCCAACUUUACUUGCCACUGAUGAGCGCACAUUGCAUUGCAACUGUGGGUCUGAUGCAGUCCAGAUUUCCGUGUGCGCCACUCACAUUGACUCCAGUCGGUGGACACUGCAGUGAGAUCCGUUCCGGCUUGUAUACAGGAGGUUCUUGUAAACAUCCGUUUUUGCCUGCACAGCCGCAUUGUCAUAGAUUUUUGUCAUACAAAAUGCUGUGUUAUAUUUCCGACUUAAUGUGUAUGCAUUAAGUAUCCAGGCAAUAAAAGACAAUACAGUGUUAGACUAAUUUUAUUUUGAAAUGCACCAGUAGUUUCAACCUCGAAGCAUCAAACCUCCCAUUUGGCUCGCAAUAUUCCUGUCUGCUUGACCAGAAAGUGCUCCGGCAUCUGCAGCUUAUGGAAUAGAUGGUAUAUUGGUAUAGUAUAGUAUGGCAUCCGUAACCGGAGCUGCACCACGCUGGGCUAAUGUGAGCCUACAACUUGCUGAAUGCUUCCAGAGGCUGCAUCGGAGAUGUUCAGGAUUCAGUGCGAGUCUGGUGUAAUGCUUCAAAUGCACAAUGAGUUUGGUGGUAGUCAGCUUCCCCGGUUUUGUGCCACCAAGGGAAACUUGUACAUGACAUGCAAGUGUUGUACUCAGCUGAAAUGCCCUUUUCAGACUUUAAUGAAGCGUACACACGGUCGACAUCACUUCUACUCUAUGCUUAACACAUUAGCACAUGCUGUUGUUGAUUAUGUGGCCGUUGCUGGGUUUUAGAUGCAGGCUGAUAUAAUCUGAUACUUUUUUUGUUGCUUAUGUCAGCCUGAUGGCCUAAUAUUGGACCUGCACAUGCUUAAUUUGUUUACUAUCUGGUUGACCUGCUCUGUGGGAAAUGGUUAAAAUGCAUGAAGUGAUGAAAGUUCCCUGCAGAGACAUUCAAGAUGAGAGAACUUUCUGCUGACGGAAAGACACCGAGCAGCAUUGGAAAAUAGAAUAUGUCUGUAUAUAUGUGUAUAUAUUUAUAUAUUAUAUAUGCGUAUGUAUAUUUGUGUAUGUAUAUAUGCUGUGCCUCCUCUGAGUCAGACUCUGCAAUAGUAUUGUUGGCUCCAAAGUCUGUCCUUCAACAUAAAAGCAGAGAACUUACACAUGUUCAUUUUGCUUGUCAAUAGUUCUCAUGUGGAUUUGUUUUGGAGCUUUUUAGGCUCUUGACAUCUGUCAUCCCGUUAAUACAUUGUAUAAGUUGAAACCUGACACUUGAUUUAAACAGCCAAUAAAUUGUGCACAAAUGAUUCAAAAGUAUUGUGUGUAUGAUAUUUAGUGGACGUAUGUAGCUAAAUAUUGUAUAUACGAUGACGGUGGAAUCCGUCGUGGCAAUUAAACACAUUUGUUCAUGUAUUCUAAAUCUAGCAGUGUACUCUGGGAGUGUUUUGUAUGUUUGGCUCGGUCGUAAUGGUGCUCUUACUUUGAAUGGCAGAGGCCGGAAGUAACUGGGUGUCGACGACAGACAGUCCUUUUGCCCAAUCGGUGUUUGCUAUUCUUCAGCUUGCUGGCCAAUCAUAAUGAAGGCAUGCUGGCUGCUGCUUCCUUUUUGCUUCAGAGUCUGCGUCGCUUUGGUGUGACUGGAUAGUCAAAAAGGCGAUUAAUUUGGACUUUGGCAGGAUCGAAUAAAA
Molecule: messenger RNA, 7229 nt
Organism: Doryrhamphus excisus (bluestripe pipefish)
Lineage: Eukaryota; Metazoa; Chordata; Actinopteri; Syngnathiformes; Syngnathidae
Gene: cpne1
Product: copine I
Biological process (GO): positive regulation of tumor necrosis factor-mediated signaling pathway; cellular response to calcium ion; regulation of canonical NF-kappaB signal transduction
Cellular component (GO): plasma membrane
Molecular function (GO): calcium-dependent phospholipid binding; RNA binding
Source: RefSeq, a predicted model, not a curated record